This is a messenger RNA of Benincasa hispida (wax gourd), 1214 nucleotides long. Its product is annotated as translocon-associated protein subunit alpha-like. The record is from RefSeq and is a predicted model, not a curated record. Lineage: Eukaryota; Viridiplantae; Streptophyta; Magnoliopsida; Cucurbitales; Cucurbitaceae. Gene Ontology annotation, cellular component: endoplasmic reticulum; endoplasmic reticulum membrane.
GUUCUCGUCUCGAUUCCCAAAUAAAGGUCUCGCUAAUGGAUCCCCAAACUUUGACCCUCGAAAACCGAAGCUUGGUCGUCUUCCUAAUCCUCUCUCUUUAAUCCCACAUUCAACUCUCAAUCUUUGCUUUCCCUUUGAUUCCCCAUUCUCGCCAUGAACGCUUUCAGAGUUUUCUUCCUCGCCUUUCUUCUUCUCGCCUCUCCAUUUCUCCAAGCUGCCACAUGUCAAUCGGAUUCGGAUGUCGAAUCAUCUGAGGCUGUUGAAGAAGUUAGCGAUCUUGGAAUUGUGGGCGAAGAAGAUUCUCAGGAUUUUGGAGAAGUGAACUUCGGCCCUGCUCCAGGAGUUGAUACUGUCUGCGUUUUUCCCAAAAACAGUGCACGCAUAGUGCCAGCUGGUGAAGAGACUGAACUACUCGCGGGAGUGAAAAAUGAUGGGGAAUCAAGCUUGAAUAUUAUAGCUAUUAAGGCCAGCAUUCACUACACUUUUGAUCAUCGUUUGUUGAUUCAAAAUCUUACUGGACAGGUGUUCCACAAUGCAACGGUGCCCCCAUCAACCCAAGCUACUUACCCAUACAUGUUUGCUGUCAGCAAGUUUUUGCAGCCUGGAAAUUUUGAUCUAGUGGGUACCAUCUUUUAUGAAAUAGACCAGAAUGCAUACCAAAGCAUCUUCUAUAAUGGCACUAUUGAAGUCGUUGAAGCUAGUGGUAUCAUCAGCAUUGAGUCUGUGUUUUUAGUUACUCUUGGAAUUGCCCUUCUCGUGUUGCUUGUCUUAUGGAUUCAUGGUCAAAUACAGCAAAAGCUCUCCAAGAAACCCAAGAGGACUGCUUCCAAGGUUGAAGUUGGAACGAAAACCGUUGAUACCUCAAUGGAUGAAUGGCUUCAGGGAACUGCGUACACUAAGUCCGGAUCUAGCAAGUCAAAGAAAAAGAACUAAUGAAGACUCAUCUCCAUCCCAGUUGCAUAGUACACUGACAAUGUGCAGAUUCCUGCAACUCACAUUAGGCAGUUGAAAAUUUGAGGAGAGAAUCCAAGGUUGACUAGUUUUGUAAGUUUAGGUGCGUUAAACCCUUCCUUGCUAGUGUAGCAUGUCGGGGAAGUCUUCGCAUUCUCCGUUUCUUAAUGCCAAUCUAAAUUAAGUUUGCAACAAUACAGUUUUCUGAAUCUAGAGAAUUUUCAUUGAUUAUCAUAAUUGAAACUUUUAUACUUUCCUUGGAA